Messenger RNA from Mercenaria mercenaria, 1644 nucleotides. RefSeq lists its product as uncharacterized. Lineage: Eukaryota; Metazoa; Mollusca; Bivalvia; Venerida; Veneridae. Bases 1 to 1644 code for a protein of 547 amino acids. The transcript is spliced from 2 exons. The record is from RefSeq and is a predicted model, not a curated record.
AUGUUUCUCACGAUAACAGGAAUGACAGAGACACAAAUGGCUGGCGUGAACAGCGAGGGCGGAACAACAGACAGGGGAACAGACAGGGUGGCAAUAGAGGGCGAGGCGGUUACAGAGGGCGAGACGGUGACAGACGCUAGGUGCACGCCGGCAAAUGUAUAUGAAUUUUUAAACGAUGGCAUUGUCUUUAUUUGCGGUGACUUUAAUAGUCGCUGUAGUGACCAUGAGGAUUACAUUUGUGGUGUUGAUAAUAUACCAGAACGCAAUGUUGUUGAUUUUACCUCAAAUGCUUAUGGUGAUCUAUUUAUAGAUUUUCUUAUAAAUACCAACAUGUGUAUGUUGAAUGGGCGUAAUUUUACAAAAAAUGAUUUCACAUCAAUCUCGAGCAAGGGUAGCUCGGUUGUGGAUUACUGCAUUAUCCCCCAUGAAAAGUUAGACAUUUUUUCAGAAAUUUCAAUGCUGCGUGUUAUGGAUGUUAUAAAUAAUAUCAAUAAUGUUCCUGCACUAGCAAACACUAGUUUACCAGAUCACUCAAUUUUGUCAUGGAAACUUACAUGUAAUAUUUCGAAUGCUUGUAAUUAUGAUAAAUGUAAUGUGCAACCGGUAUCUUUUGAUAAAUUCGAUGUUACAGAUGUACCUAACACUUUUUUAAGCGACCAAGAGUCUAUCCUUAAUGUAAAUAGGGUAAUUGAAAAGCUUGAGAGAUCUCAACAGACUCAAUGUGAUGUUGAUGCUAUUUUCAGUAACUGGUGUGAAAUUGUAAAGAAUAAUAUGUACAAAUCGUUACCUUUUGUCAAAAUUGGCGGUAAGAAAGUCCGUAAAAAGCGCCGUCCGGGUAAACCUUGGUGGUCAAACACACUGACUGAGCUAUGGAAUGACAUGUGUGGUAAGGAACGUAGGUGGCUGAAUUGUACGAAUAGAAAUGAAAAAUUGCAUUUGAAGUCUAUCUAUGUUUCCAGUCGUAGAGUGUUUGAUAGAGAAGUCCAAAGAGCCAAGCGUCUGUACUGGUUCUCUCUGCAAAAUGGACUCCUAAAUGAUUGUAAUGUUGAUUGUAAUUCUUUUUGGAAAUCCAUUGGAAAAAUCGGUAUAGCAAAUGCUAAGAGUAAUCAAAUUCCAUUAGAAAUUGUACUUGAGGAUGGUUCUGUAUCAACAAAUAUUCAAGAUGUUCUAAAUAGAUGGAAACAUGAUUUUAGUUCACUUUUUGACAAUGUUAAUAUUCAACCCCAGUCAACUGAAAGUGAUAACCAGUAUAAUGAUGAAUCACAGUAUAGCUUUAAUGAAAGUAUAUCUGUAUUAGAAGUUAAGAAAGCUGUUGAGAGUGCAAAUCUUGGAAAGGCGUGUGGUAUUGAUAAUAUUCCUGUUGAGGUUUUACGAAAUGAUAUUUCAAUAUAUUUUCUUCAUGUGCUGUAUAAUGUAUGCUUCAACUCUGGAGUAACCCCGGUGAUUUGGAAUAAAUGCAUUAUUAAUCCGAUUCCGAAAUCGGCCACUGCUGAUCCAAGAAAUCCACUCUCAUACAGAGGCAUAUCGUUAACGUCUGCUAUGUAUAAGAUAUACUGUAUGAUAUUAAAUGCAAGACUUAGUACUUGGGCUGAAAAUUAUGACAAGUUAGAGGAUGAGCAGAAUGGUUUUCGUAAAAAAACGUAG